UGGAAUUUGGCCAACUUGUUCUCUGCGCUCCCUGGUCGUCUGCUCACUAAUGACAACUAAUACCAAUAGUAAAUAAUCCUCGAGCCGUCGGUCCUCCAGGCAUUUCCUUUCUUCAUACCUGUACUCUACAUAUUUCCCACGGUUCCUCUGGUUUGGUCGUUGUCUGUUUAUUGCAUAAGAUACCGGCACAACACUCGCAAGAUGCGUCUGCAACGUGCCUCGCAGUUUUUCCUUGCCUUCUACUUCUUCUUGCACCCGCCCUGCGUGCAAGCCGAGUCUCAAUGCGCCAUAGAUCCCAACUCAAUCGUGACUGAUGCCUGCACCUCCUACUCAGACCUCGAGCGGCUCAACGCCAACCUUUACCCUUCGUUAGACGACUUGACCCAGCACACCGACUUCUUCGCCUACUACCGAUUAAACCUCUACAACAAGGCCUGUCCCUUUUGGACCGAUGAGAAUUCCAUGUGCGGCAACCGGGCGUGCGCCGUGGAGACAAUAGAAGAUGAAAGUGACAUACCACCAAUCUGGCGAGCCGCGGAGUUGAGUAAACUGGAGGGUGCGAGGGCGAAACAUCCGGGGAUUGCCCUGCAGCGAGAAAGGCCAAAAGACCGCCCGCUGCAAUAUCAGUUGGGCGAGAACGUGGAUGAAAGUUGUGUGCUAGAGGAGGACGACGAAUGCGACCAACGAGAUUACUGCGUCCGCGAAGACGAAGGCGCAGCAGCCAAAGGAGACUACGUCAGUCUUGUCAACAACACCGAACGAUACACCGGCUACUCAGGACUCGGUGCUCGACAAGUCUGGGAUGCCAUCUACAAGGAGAAUUGCUUCACUCCCAAGUCUCCGAGACAUGCCUCUUUGAAACCGAAACCCCUCCAAGCCGCGCAGAGUCUAAAGAACAUCUUCCAAGAGUAUGGGCGGCAACAUGUGGACGAUUCGGACGACCUGUACCCCCUCGACGACGAAUGUCUCGAACAACGGGCGUUCUAUCGCAUCGUCAGCGGCAUGCACGCCUCCAUCUCCACACAUAUUUGCUGGGAGUUCUUCAAUCAAACCACUGGCGAAUGGGUCCACAACCUUGACUGCUACAAGGAACGGCUGCACAAGUACCCCGAACGCAUCUCCAACAUCUACUUCAACUACGCCAUCCUGACACGCGCGGUCGCAAAGUUGAGGAAACACCUGGAAUCCUACACUUUCUGUUCUGGCGAUCCCGACCAGGAUUUCCAAACCAAACAGAAGGUCCUCGCGCUCGCAGACACAGCAGCAUCUGGUCCGCACACCUUCGAUGAAUCCGUCAUGUUUCAAGACCCUUCGGUCAUGGUGCUCAAGGAUGACUUCCGCAACCGGUUCCGUAACGUGUCCAGGUUGAUGGAUUGCGUUGGAUGCGACAAAUGCAGGCUUUGGGGAAAGCUUCAAACCGCUGGUUAUGGUGCUGCCUUGAAAGUUCUUUUUGAGUAUGAUGAGAACAAGAACGGGGAAAAUCCGCAUUUGAGGAGAACAGAGUUGGUGGCAUUGGUCAAUACCCUUGGGCGUCUCAGUCACAGUCUGGAUGCAAUCCAAAAGUUCCGCACCGCUCUCAACACUGGAGAUAUGAGUGUGCUGGACAUCCAAGGCCCGCUUCCACCGUCUGCAAAGACUGAUAGCAAGGCUGACUCGGUCGAUACCGAGAAUACCGAAGACAUCACAGACUUUGACGACUUGUACGAUGAUUUGGACAGCAAAGCCUCACAUGAGCAGCCGCAGGGGAAUUCAAUCGCCGAAGCGUUCUGGACCGAGCUCGAUCUCGUCUGGCGCGCAUACAAGAUGGUUCUUCGGUCUUGGUUCGAGCUGCCUUUCAAGUUCGGCGCGAUUUUCAUCAUGGAAAUGAAUCGGUUGUGGAAUUUCUGGUUGGGACUGCCGGUGCCGGACCGGUCAUGGGAUUUUCACUUCCCAAGCCGGGACGAGCUGUAGGAUAGCUCCUCCCAUUUCACCCUCAUGAGUGGAGUUUUGGUGGCAAGGACAUUGAGGACUCACUUUUGCAUGAAUUGGCGCAGGACUUUGCGGUACGUGGCAUCUGGUGUACAGAUGGCACUCUGAUUGUAGGUAUGCAUAGCGACGGCGUGGGCUUGGGCAUGCGCAGAAGCGGGCAGCACGGUCUAUGGGUUUCGAUAUAGAUGUACAUAACAUUCUGCGAAGUGUGCGCACUUCCAACAACGAGGAAAGACAUGCUGUUCCCAGACGAA
Molecule: messenger RNA, 2222 nt
Organism: Cladophialophora immunda
Lineage: Eukaryota; Fungi; Ascomycota; Eurotiomycetes; Chaetothyriales; Herpotrichiellaceae
Exons: 1
Coding region: 202-1950 (582 amino acids)
Biological process (GO): protein folding in endoplasmic reticulum
Cellular component (GO): endoplasmic reticulum membrane; endoplasmic reticulum
Molecular function (GO): FAD binding; thiol oxidase activity; protein-disulfide reductase activity
Source: RefSeq, a predicted model, not a curated record